UGCUUUUUUUCUCUGCAAAGAGAGAGUUUUUUUUUCUUCGUCUUGUCUUGUCUCGAUGUUUAUGGCAAACGAAAACCGGGUCAUGAUUAAAUUUCUGUUUCAUUUUCAGUUUAGUUUAAAAUUUAUCGUCAAUCGAUAAGCACGAGUCCAUCACGCAUCAUUACCACGCACGCAUAUCCAUCUAUCGCAGCACCAACGCAUAGUUGCAACUCUCUGCUAUUGAUUCUUUCUGUUUGGAAUGAUCGAAAUAUAAACGAAAAUUUCUUAUUGGAAACGGUUCAUAAUGUCAUCAUUCGACAGAUUCUAGUAAAUCUCUGCUGUUGCAUUGAAACAAAAUCGGCCAUAAAACAAUGAGUGAGUAAAACAAAGUGGCUGCCGUUGAUGGAAAAGCAAAAUUGAGCGAUCAAAUCACAUCUCUCACUGACACACUCAUUCGUGCAUAUAACGCUUUUGUGGUAGCAAUCCGUGUGCUUUGUGUUCAUGUGUGUUAGCCGCAUUAAUUCGUUGAUGAUGAUACACCAAGACAGACCGUUACUGUAGCACGAGUGAUCAGACAUCCAGCGAUCUUGUAACAUAAAUGCUGCACAUCACUCUGUUGCCGCUACAAUUAUGUUUUUUGUGAAUCUUUAAGAGCUGUGUCGUCAUCAUAACUUGGAUCAUCAUCGGUUCGCAUCAUCACCCAUCAGAUUCUGUAGCGAAUAAAAAACGAAACUUACUUUCAGUGUUUUUACUUUCAUUGAAACGAAACGAAAAGAGAUAAACAAAUAAGAAGAGAAAAAACACAAAUUAUUUCACUGCCCGUUGGAAUGCUUGUGCCGUAUAAAAUCCGUGUGUAUGUGGGUGAUAUCGGAAUCGUAAAAUUUUGAUUGGUUCGAAAACGUGCAUAUAAAUAAAAUAAAAGAAAAAAAACUCACGUAAAAAAUUGAGAAACAACAAAUUUUGAUUUUCAGUGUUGAUGAAACGGCUUCUUGUGCAGCAAUACUGUGAGAAAAUGUAUGAAUAAGAUAACGCCAAAGUGAGACAUUUAAUUUAACCCACAAAAUUAAAUUCAAUUUUCGUGAAAAGACUGGCGAGAUUUUAUAAAUGUGUGAAUAGUUUGAUAAAAAUUUUAAAAAAGAUGCAAACAUUAUUUAUUGGAUUAGCUUUGCUCGUAAGCUAUUGCAAUGGUCUCAUCGUGCCGCAGGAGUUGCCAUCCGUGUUAUCGUUAGUCUAUUCAAAUAUUCCGCCGAUAAAAAAGGGAACCGAUUCUCGUGUAGGCUUUGGCUUUCGACUUGGUGAGCAUGCCGACUUUCAAGUGCUAUUGGAGCUUGGUCCCCAGAAAUUUACUAAGCCCUUAGGUUCGUCCGCUGACGACUCGGACACCAGUAAACGUAUGGUUGAUCAAAUCGAUUACAGCAAAAAAAUCAAACCAGUGGAACCGACCCCUGAGAGUGGAAAUAGCUUUUUGAAUAGAUGGGCGAGUGACAUGAAAUCAAAAGCGCCACAAAAAACGUACAAACCGCAAACGGAUACCGCUGAAAAUGAUUCGCUGAAGGCAUUAUUCGGUCCAAAAAAUCAAUAUCCAAUUCCAGCGGCACCUGUAAUACCGGAGACGUCACUGCGUCAGCUACAGCAGCUAAUGUACUCGAAACAAAAUGUUCCCAUUCCACCGGCGGUGGGAACAUUGCCGUCUCGGACGAUGGAAGCGCACAUUGCUCUAGCCGCACGUGAGAGCACUGCCAAACCGAAGAAGAAAGAAACUAAAGUGGAUCUGAGUGAUGUUUCGCUUGAUGAUUAAAUAUGUUGACCAAUAGUGGUUUUUCCAUUAGAUGUUAAAAAAAACAGUGACCGUCCAAACAAGUUGCUGCAGAUGGUGUCAGACGCAAAUUACAUCAUACAGCCGCCGCCACAACCCUUCUUGUGUAAAUUUUGUGCAUAUUGAAUAGGUUAUUUAAAUAAAACCUAAUGUAGGUAUAGACAUCUUUAGUCGCUAAUUCGCCAAGUAGUCUUAGACUAACUCUCCAAAUUACAAUGUAGUAAAGAAAAUCCAUUUAUUUGAAUAAAUUUAGAGACUUUGAUACAGUAAACAAUUCACAAA
Messenger RNA from Sitodiplosis mosellana (orange wheat blossom midge), 2077 nucleotides. RefSeq lists its product as uncharacterized. The transcript has 5 exons. Lineage: Eukaryota; Metazoa; Arthropoda; Insecta; Diptera; Cecidomyiidae. The record is from RefSeq and is a predicted model, not a curated record. The coding region runs from base 1118 to 1777 and encodes 219 amino acids.